Messenger RNA from Haliotis rubra (blacklip abalone), 2925 nucleotides. RefSeq lists its product as uncharacterized. The transcript has 4 exons. The record is from RefSeq and is a predicted model, not a curated record. Bases 119 to 688 code for a protein of 189 amino acids. Lineage: Eukaryota; Metazoa; Mollusca; Gastropoda; Lepetellida; Haliotidae.
AAACUAACACACACAUUUCAACACGAAAACUCAUUCUGGACUGACAAACAAGCGCUUGGUUAAGGUGUCAGUCUCCGGUACAGAUACCCGCCAUCUCCACAAGAGGAAGAGCGUGUUGAUGAUGGAGAAGAGAAUGCUAGUUGCUAAAAAUCUGCCAGACUGUGCAGAAGACACUCUCAUCAACUUCCUGGAGGUCAUAUGUGACAAUGGAGUGGAAACGAUCGACUAUUUUGAUGACAGAAUCAAUCACAUUGCCCUUGUUACAAUGGAAGACGAAAUAGCAGCAAUGUCGUCAGAUGUCAGCAAGAGUCACGCCAAGGCUUCGAGGCGUAAACUGGACGGUCAUCAAGUAGACCUUGUCGAGGUUGGAGCGCCGGUCGGCUUGGUUGUGAAGGAGCUGCCAGAGCACGUCACGGAGGAGGAACUCAGGUCGUAUUUUGAGAGCAGCGAGUCGGGAGGAAGACACGGUGUGGUUGAACAGUGCAAGAUCUAUACAACAUGUCAUGCAGCAACAGUACUGAUCAAUGAGAGUGAUGUGUUACAGAGUAUCCUCGGGAAGGUAGAGCACGAUAUUGUCGGGAACGAACCCCCAGCAACAGUGUUUCCCUUCUAUCAAGAAUUCCACAAUGAGGUGCUGGGAUUUCUUGAUGGUCUUCAAGAACAACAAGGGCAGAUAACCCACGAUUGAACAUUCGGCGCAUUCUGUUCAGUUUCAUAACAUAUCUCGACCAGUGCUUAGGAACGUCCAUUCUAAAACUAGUUUUUGUGUUCGUGACCAACGAGUGUCGCAACACAACCAGUGGCAAACGUGGUAUAUAUGUGAACGUGAUAUUUUUUCAUCUCCCAAAAACGUAUGUAUUUGAUCAACAAAUGUUAUAUCAUUUAUGACCUUUUUUAGGGGUAUCAUGCAUCUCUCUCCAGAAUCUCCAAUGUCCAUUUCAUGUAUAAGCAUCUACACAUUCAUUCGUAAAAGGUACCAAGAUAAUUAAAUAUAGCAGGCUUAAAGGAGAACUUUGUCUGUACAACAUAUUUGUGUGUCCGUAACAUAAAUGGCAAAGAGUGAUUAUGGAACUUUGGUAAAGUAUAUCAACCUUGAACAUCUUUUCUAAAGACCUGUUGAUAAGUAGUUUUUAUCCGUUUAUAAACUAGUCUAGGGUUAUUAGUUUGUCAGCCGAUUACGAAACCCGUUCAGUCUGUCCACAUGGAACUUAACGUUUAUGUAAUGCUGUUACAGAUGGGCUUUGCCCUUUUUGGUAAUUAUGUGAAUUUAUUAGUUUUUGGUGUUUCAGUAAAUAGUCUAAGGUGGUAUCGAUUUUCAGAGUAUAAUAGUUGUAUUUCUUCGUGUAACUUUGCUACUAUUUAGUAAUGUCUUCUAGAAUAUGCGUAUAUAUCUGAUAUUUGAAUUCAGCUUCAGGGUUUUACAUGACGCAUGAUUCCUGCGUAUUUGACGCAACAAGUUUGUAAACAACUCUCAAAACAUUAUCAUACGAGUCAAACUUGACGCAAGUUUUAUGGGUGGCCAUCACAAUUUAGUUCAAUAAAAUCGAUUUGAUAAGCAAAAAAUGAUAUUGUUCGAUGAUAGUUUGACUUUUACAGAGCUGUCAGAUUGUUCCAGAGAGGAGACAGUAAUCCUGGCGAUUUGCAUUGAACAAUGCUGCAGUUUCAUUUGGUGACUCCACCUGUGACAUACACAGUUACAUACUGAGAAUGAUUAACACAAAGAAACAUUAAAUUUUCAUGACUCCCAAAUAUUGAAAAUGAGUCCCAAAAAGAAAUAUUGUGAGUCACCAUGACUACCAUUUUUAAAAGUCUGUGUAAAACCCUGCAGCUUUCAACGAUUGAUUACAUAUUUUAUGCCAUUCCAAUGCAAAACUGUAAACAAAUCUAUUGAUUAUUAUAUAUACUCAUGCCAAUAAUGGUUGUAACCCCCCUUCCCACCCCAACCCCACACAAACCUUACACCUUACACCUAAAAAAAAUUGAAGGGGGUGACAACCAUUAUUGGCAUGAGUAUAUUAACACUGUUCUACUGUGAAUAUUACUGCUGAACUUCUGUAAUUAUUGUAUCAGUUGUUUGUGCUGCAACACGUUCGGGAAUAAUUCAGAAGGAAUCCUUUUGAAACGUCUUGUGUGCCUGAUGCCUACAUUACUGCUAUGAACCAUUAUGUCUGUCAAUGCAAAAUGUACUAGCCACAGGUUCAGCCUGGCGGAAUAAGAAUCACUUCAAUUUUAAGUAGGGGUAUUAGGUGAUUUAGGAUGUAUUGUGACCUGCACAAAAUACAUAUUGACAACAAUAAUGAUGACGUUACAAGAAUUAUUCAUCUAUAUAGGUAUAAUUAGGUACCUUCCUUGACAGCGGCUUAAGGUAACAUCGAAACAUUGCUAUAAUACUAAAUUUAUACGUUUGUUAAUGAAAGAAACAUUGUAUCUACGGCUAAAACAUACAGAUCCCCAGAUAUUGUUUCUCAUGGAAACUUGCAGUGUAAUGCCUAUACCUUAGACUGCGUUUUUGGUGAGGGAUGGGGUUGCAAAUAAAUGUUUGUAUGAGAAAUGAACGUGUACACAUCAUUGAGGUCGGCUAUGUUAACCUCGGGUUUUAUAAAAAACAGAAGAAACGGCUUUGGUCCGGUAUACCUAAAAAAAUGUCUCCGGUCAUUACAUGUUCAAUCCCUUACUUGAAACAAUAAAAUCAAAUGUCGUUCAAUCUGCAUUUUACAUAUAAUCAGGCCGAUAGUUUAUUAUUAUUAUUAUUUAGUAGUCGUAGUAGUCGUAGUAGUAGUAGUAGUAGUAGUAGUAGUAGUAGUAGUGUGCAUAGCAAUAUCUAUUCCUAAUCGUGUUGAUGAAAAAUACACGUUUUUGUGUAGCCUCGUAGAUUCAACGAUUCCUUUUGACGUCGUUUUUGUCAAUAAAAUAUGUGUCAGUUAA